AUGAUAACGGUCGGUCAACAAUCAGAAGCCUUUGUUUCAUUUAAAUUAUUCGAGGUGCAGCAAGGAGAUGAUAGAGAAAUCCGACAACGUGAUGAUAUUUGUCGUGCUGAUAAUCCAAAAUUUUCACUCCCGCUACACCUAAAAUUAUUUCUCGUGUUUUAUUUUCACGAUGAGAUCAACAUCAUCAUUAAGAUUAUCCUGUUAAAAAUUGGAAUUAAAAGAUUAGGUAUUGGAUCGCAAAGAAGCCGAGUUUCACCAAUACACGAUCGUCAGAAGAAUCCGAUAUCUGGAAGAUGUUGGGGUGAUGCUCAUAAGCCUUUCAUCAUCAGAAAAUAUGGGAUGUGA
Molecule: messenger RNA, 345 nt
Organism: Funneliformis geosporum
Lineage: Eukaryota; Fungi; Glomeromycota; Glomeromycetes; Glomerales; Glomeraceae
Source: the annotation of a GenBank genome assembly